Messenger RNA from Saccostrea cuccullata (small rock oyster), 1458 nucleotides. RefSeq lists its product as uncharacterized. Gene Ontology annotation, molecular function: protein binding. Bases 1 to 1458 code for a protein of 485 amino acids. The record is from RefSeq and is a predicted model, not a curated record. Lineage: Eukaryota; Metazoa; Mollusca; Bivalvia; Ostreida; Ostreidae. The transcript has 4 exons.
AUGGAGGACAAUAUGGAUCCAGUACAGGCGUGUCUUCUCCAGGAAGACAAUCCAUGUGAAGAUUUUAUAGAAACUCGAGCGUACCAGAAAGCAAGAGACGUUUUAAUAAAAAAGAAGUACGUUUUUAUAAAAGGAAACCCAGGAGAUGGUAAAACGACAAUAGCAAAACAUCUCUUGAAAGAACUGAAAACAUCUUAUGAAAAACGUGAGAAGGUUGUCACGGGUCUUAAGGAAUUGUGUGGAAAACAUGAUCAAACCAAAGAUACUAUUCUACUAGAUGAAGGAAUCACUCCCGACGCUAAAACCUGUUUUUGUGCAAUACAAACUGGGAACAAAAAUUUAGUGGUGAAUUUAAUCAACUCGGGACUUGAUCUAUUGGAGAUUUUUGAAUCUCGCCACCCAAUUUAUAACAAUCAUCCUGUUUCUAUAUUAGCUGAAUCUUGUUUAUGGGAGCGACUAGAAUUGAUAUCUUUUAUAUUGGAAAAAUGCCCUGCUCUUAGCAAAAUGAAAAAUAAACGUGGCCACUCUACCAUUCAUUUUGUUGCCUUUGCAGGUGCAACAGAUGCCCUUAAAGCACUUAUAACCGACCAUAAAUGUGAUCCAUACCUUAAGUCUGAUAAAGGGGACUCAAUUUUACAUUGUGCAUGUGAGAAUGGAAAACUUGAAACGGCAAAGUACAUUAUAAGUAAAUACCCUGACCUGUUAAAUGAAGAACACAACCUAUUCAGUACUGGUUCAAUUUUGCAUAUGGUUGCUUUUGGGGGCAACGUUAAAUUGUUUCAAAUUUUAAAAAAUCAAAGGCUGACUAUUCUACCUCAGACAGGCGAGACUGUUUUACACAGUGCCUGUCUUCAUGGCAGAUUUGAGAUGAGUAAGAUCCUUAUUGAAAGAUUUCCAUAUUUACUGACUCUCAAAGACUUUAGUGGGAAAAGUGUCUUACAUAAAUCUGCUUUAGGAGGAAACAUUGAAUUGCUAAAGUAUCUGUUAGAUAAAAGAUUAGACAGCAAUGAAAAAGAAAUUCAAAUUAUAUUCCUAUCAGAGAAAGGCUUAGAUAUCAAACGUACUAAGAAAGAGUUAGAUAUCAAAAGCACGACAAAUGACGGAAAGACUGUAUUACAUCAAUGUUGUAUGAAUGGUCAAAUAGACAUGUGUAAAUACUCGGUCAGCACAUAUCCUUGUUUACUCGAUGGCACUGACAAUGAUGGUUGGAAUGUCUUACAUGAUGCAGCCUGGGGUGGUGACAUUGAUAUUCUUAAGUUCCUCUUAGAUAAAGGCUUAGAUAUCAAAAGUACUAGAAAUGACAGGAAAACUGUGCUACAUCUGUGUUGUUUGAACAAUAAGAUAGACAAUUGCAAAUACUUGGUCAACACAUAUCCUUUUUUACUUGAUGUCACAGACAAUAAUUGUGAGAAUACCUUACAUGAUGCAGCCUGGGAUGGUGACAUUCAAAUACUGUAA